Messenger RNA from Dovyalis caffra, 456 nucleotides. Lineage: Eukaryota; Viridiplantae; Streptophyta; Magnoliopsida; Malpighiales; Salicaceae. The record is from the annotation of a GenBank genome assembly.
AUGAGAAGCAUGAAAGGAGAAGUGGAGCUCAACAUUCCUGCACAGAAAGCUUGGGAGAUGUACAGAGACAAUCAAAUCAUUAGCAAAAUCAAUCCUGAAAUGCUUGCCCUUGCCGAGUACAUAGAAGGAGACGGCAGCCCUGGAAGUCUCAGGCUCUUCAGGCUAGGACCCGAGGUAAGCAGCUACGUGAAGGAAUCCAUGCAGAAGAUAGAGAAGGUAGAGAUUGGAAGAUCAGUCACAUAUCGUGUUGUGGGGGGUGACCUUAGGGACAUGUAUGAUCCAUAUAGGGUCACAUUUUCAUUUGUUCCAGUUCAAGGAAAAGAGGAGGAGAAAUGUAUUGCUGAAUGGAAUGCUGACUAUGAGCCACUGACUUCAUCAAUGCCUCCACCAGACAAAGCAAGGGAUGCUGCCCUAGGUUUCCUCAAGUCGUUUGACAAGUUUGAGCUAAGCCAUUAA